AUGUCAGUGAGCCAGGCGAUGUCAUGUUGGUUUCUAUUUACAGGGUUCUCGUUCCCUCUCUCUCUCUCUCCCCGACACUGAUUCGAACGCACCACAUAUUUAUAUCCGCUGACACCGUGGAAUGAUGCGCCGAUGAAACAAACAACACAGGACAACACAUCGUCCCGAUUUCACGCAUAUUCUCUCGUUCUCUCGUCUGUCCUCGUCGCUUCCGAUACAAAAUGAUGCACAUUUCAAACGAUUCGCAUCGCGUCGUAGCUACAACAAUUCAAUAACAUCCCCCGCUCUCCGCCAUUCCCUGUGGAUGCUGCUGGUAGUAUGGUGAUGCGGGCGAUCAAAUAGAGCUCCGUUUGGUGAAAGACUUGCGAGGCUUCGGGUCAAUCGGGGGAGGUGACGGGGUUCAGUUUAAAGGUUCCCAAUGUUGAACAUGUCGACCCCCAGCGAGCUGAAGUCUCCGUGUGUCCCGAGGAACGGCAUGGUCAAGCUCCCCCCUCAGCCCAACGGUCUGGGCAGCGCCAGCAUCACCAAGGGCACGCCCGCCGCCAAGAACCGCCUGUGCCAGUCCUCCUCCGUGCCCGGCAUCCUACCCCCGCCUUCCCUACCCUACCACCUGGACCCCCUCAACCCCCUGGGUCCCUCUCUCCUGGGUCCAGACCUGGACCAUAGCCCCCUGACGGCCCUCAAACCCCCGCUGCGCCAGGUCCCCCUCACCUUCCCCAAGCCUCACCUUCCCCUCACCCUGCCUCUGGCCCUUCUGCCGCCCCUGGAGCGCCAGCUGGCCCUGGAUGAGAAGCUGCUCAACAGGCUGCUGUGGUACUUCACCACGGCUGAGAAGUGUGUCCUGGCCCAGGUGUGUAGGACCUGGAGGAAAGUGCUGUACCAGUCUAAGUUCUGGGAGGGGGUCACGCCCAUCCUCCACGCCAAGGAGCUGUACGCCCUGCUCCCCGGCGGAGACAAGGAGUUUGUCAGCCUGCAGGCCUUCGCUCUCAGGGGGUUCCAGGCGUUCUGUCUGGUGGGAGUUUCAGAUCUGGACAUCUGUGAGUUCAUUGAUAACUACCCCUUAUCCAAGAAGGGGGUGAAGUCGGUCAGUCUGAAGAGGUCCACCAUCACAGACGCAGGCCUGGAGGUGAUGCUGGAACAGAUGCAGGGUCUGAUGCACCUGGAGUUGGCCGGUUGUAAUGACUUCACGGAGGCCGGUCUGUGGUCCAGCCUGAACGCACGGCUCACCUCGCUCAGCGUCAGCGACUGUAUCAACGUAGCAGACGACGCCAUCGCUGCCAUCUCACAGCUACUGCCCAACCUGUCAGAGCUCAGCCUGCAGGCCUACCACGUAACCGACACAGCCAUGGCUUACUUCACAGCCAAACAGGGCUACACCACUCACACACUGCGUCUCCACUCGUGUUGGGAGAUCACCAACCAUGGUGUGGUUAACAUGGUCCACAGCCUGCCCAACCUCACGGCUCUGAGCCUGUCAGGCUGCUCUAAAAUCACUGAUGACGGGGUGGAGCUGGUAGCAGAGAACCUGAGGAAGCUGCGGAGCCUGGACCUCUCCUGGUGCCCACGCAUCACUGACAUGGCCCUGGAGUACAUCGCCUGUGACCUCCACAAGCUAGAGGAGCUGGUACUGGACAGAUGUGUGAGGAUUACAGAUACAGGUCUAGGUUACCUGUCCACCAUGUCUUCUUUGAGGAGUCUCUACUUGCGCUGGUGCUGUCAGGUGCAGGACUUUGGGCUACAGCACCUGUUUGGCAUGAGGAGUCUACGUCUUCUCUCUCUCGCAGGUUGUCCACUCCUAACCACUACAGGUCUAUCUGGUUUGAUCCAGAUCCAGGAUCUAGAGGAGUUGGAGUUGACCAACUGUCCUGGAGCCACAGCCGAACUCUUCAAGUACUACUCACAACACCUGACACGCUGCAUGGUCAUCGAGUAGCCCCCCGCCCCCAGAUCCCCAUCACACCCCCCUCUAACCUACCACCUUAUCCAACUACCAACUGACCUGCCUACCAAUCCCCGGCCCCAACUACCCCAACUACCGACCACUCCCUUACUUCAGCCCAACGAACGUAGAGGAGGAAUGAUGACGAUGUCGAUGGAGCCAGCCAGGAUCUCUGCUCCAGCCAGGAUCUCUACUCCAGCCAGGAUCUCUACUCCAGCCAGGAUCUCUGCUCCAGCCAGGAUCUCUGCUCCAGCCAGGAUCUCUACUCCAGCCAGGAUCUCUGCUCCAGCCAGGAUCUCUGCUCCAGCCAGGAUCUCUGCUCCAGCCAGGAUCUCUGCUCCAGCCAGGAUCUCUACUCCAGCCAGGAUCUCUGCUCCAGCCAGGAUCUCUGCUCCAGCCAGGAUCUCUGCUCCAGCCAGGAUCUCUGCUCCAGCCAGGAUCAACCAGGGAACAUUUACAGCAGAUGGAAUAAACUAUUUAAUAAAAUAAAGGGAAUUGAUGGAUUGGAGGGAUGUUCUGUACAGACCAGACAGUUUAACAUGGCUGUGAGCUCAGAGGGAUGUUCUGUACAGACCAGACAGUUUAACAUGGCUGUGAGCUCAGAGGGAUGUUCUGUACAGACCAGACAGUUUAACAUGGCUGUGAGCUCAGAGGGAUGUUCUGUACAGACCAGACAGUUUAACAUGGCUGUGAGCUCAGAGGGAUGUUCUGUACAGACCAGACAGUUUAACAUGGCUGUGAGCUCAGAGGGAUGUUCUGUACAGACCAGACAGUUUAACAUGGCUGUGAUGGAUUGGAGGGAUGUGAGCGCAGAGGGAUGUUCUGUACAGACCAGACAGUUUAACAUGGCUGUGAUGGAUUGGAGGGAUGUGAGCGCAGAGGGAUGUUCUGUACAGACCAGACAGUUUAACAUGGCUGUGAUGGAUUGGAGGGAUGUGAGCUCAGAGGGAUGUUCUGUACAGACCAGACAGUUUAACAUGGCUGUGAUGGACUCAAAGUGGAGAAAGGGAUACGUCUGGGACGCACAGGAUCAUUGAACACACACACACUACACACACACACACACACUGUACACACACACACUGUACACACACUACACACACACACACACACACUGUACACACACUGUACAC
Messenger RNA from Oncorhynchus kisutch (coho salmon), 3072 nucleotides. It is a transcript of the gene fbxl16, whose product is annotated as F-box and leucine-rich repeat protein 16. Lineage: Eukaryota; Metazoa; Chordata; Actinopteri; Salmoniformes; Salmonidae. The transcript has 7 exons. Gene Ontology annotation, biological process: SCF-dependent proteasomal ubiquitin-dependent protein catabolic process. Gene Ontology annotation, molecular function: protein binding. Bases 419 to 1933 code for a protein of 504 amino acids. Gene Ontology annotation, cellular component: SCF ubiquitin ligase complex. The record is from RefSeq and is a predicted model, not a curated record.